GGAUCAAUUCCCUUCCACUCGCACUCAGUCUCAGAUCCAUUCCAUGUCCCCCUCCCAACAGCAUCGCUAAGCUCAAGCAUUUUCUUUUAUCUACUCCGUCCACCAUGGCCGCCACGCCGGAGCAGUUCCUCCUGCGGGAUGGCGCCGACUUCCUCGCCGACGCGGAGCCGCUCUCCCCGUCCCUCUUCCUCGACCUGCCGCCCACGCCCGCGCAGUCGCCGCCGCGCGCCGCCUCCCCGGACGACCACGACCUCGACUUCAUCUCCCGCAUGCUCAUGGAGGAGGACAUCGACGAAAAGUUCUUCUACCAGUACCCGGACCACCCCGCCAUCCUCUCCGCGCAGCACCCCUUCCAGCAGAUCAUCUCCGACUCCGCCACAUCCACCUCCACCUCCACCGACGACUCCCCCAACACCACCGCUGCAAACUCCGCCUUCUCCUCCGACUCCGCAGCCGACAAAUCGACAUCCUCCUCCUCCGACGACUCCGCCACCAACGCCGGCAACUCCACCUCAUCCGACUCUGCUAUGUACGCCCCCGCCAGCCCCGCAUGGCCGUACGACCCAAUCGAGCUCGCCCAGCUUCUCCGCUCCCCGCCAUACAUCGGACUUGACUCCAACGACUUCCCCGCCGACAACCUCCUCUUCCCCAGCAACGCCGCCCCCAAAGCGGGAUUUUUCGAGCACACCCCAGCGCUCCCCGAGGACAAGAUCGACGAUUCCUUUGCCACAGCCUUCUCCAAGAAUGGGGGCGCGGAGAAGAAGCCAAAUCCACUAUUGAACAGUGGAACGGAGAAGCAGUCCAAGCAGAAGCCGGUGGCUUCUCCCGCUGCUGACGCAGGCCAAGACGUGCUGGCCUCGGCCUUCUUCAGCGGUGGCCAGACGGAUAGCGACAUGGAAAUGCUCAACAUGGCGUUCCGCAAGGGCAUGGAGGAGGCCAACAAGUUCUUGCCCACCAACAACGCCCUCCUCCUCGACCUCGACACCAUCUCCGAUAAGCCGGCACCGCGCGGCUUCACCGCCGGCAGCCAAAUGAAGAAGGAGGAGGCCGACACCUUCAUGUUCCGUGGUGGUCGGGGUCGCAAGAACAGGCACGGCAUGGAAGACUUGGAGGCGGAGGCCGGCAGGAACAGCAAGCUCAUGGCCCCGGAGCAGGAGGAAAUGGGCAGUCGCGAGAUGGUCGACGAAAUAAUGCUCCGCGAGUACGAGAUCUGCAUGCAGGGGAUGGAGGACCUGCGCAUCGCCAUGGGCAGCGAGGCCGAGAAGAACAGCAGGAAGGGCACAGGCAAGGGGACUGCGCGGGGUAAGCGGGGCACGACCGAUGAGGUCGUCGACCUCCGCACCAUGCUCAUCCACUGCGCCCAGGCGGUGGCCACGGGCGAUCGCCGGGGUUCAAACGAGCUACUCAGGCAGAUCAAGCAGCACUCCUCGCCAAAAGGGGAUGCCACACAGAGGCUGGCUCAUUGUUUCGCACAGGGGCUAGAAGCGCGCCUUGCAGGCACGGGGAGCCAGAUCUACCAAUCCCUCGUCUCCAAGCGCACCUCGGUCGUGGAGUACCUCAAGGCCUACAAGCUCUACAUGGCAGCCUGCAGCUUCAAGAAGAUAAACACUGUUUUCGUGGGCAAGACCAUCAUGGAUGCCAUGGAGGGGAAGAGCCGCCUGCACAUUGUGGAUUACAAUGUCCAAUACGGAUUCCAGUGGCCAGGCUUCUUCAGGUGGAUUUCAAUUAGGGAAGGUGGGCCACCGGAGGUGAGGAUCACUGGCAUUGAUCUCCCGCAGCCUGGGUUCCGCCCGGCCUUCCAGAUUGAGGAGACUGGCCGCAGACUCAGCAAUGUUGCCCGCGAGUUUGGCGUGCCAUUCAAGUUCCACGGUAUCGUGGCAAAGUUGGAGACGGUCCGUGCGGAGGACCUAAACCUCGACCCAGAUGAGGUGCUUGUUGUUACUAGCCAGUGCGGUUUCAGCAGCUUGAUGGACGAGAGUGCUGACAUGAAUAAGCAGGACAGCCCAAGCCCCAGAGACAUGGUCCUCAGCAACAUUCGGAAGAUGCGGCCUCAUGUGUUCAUCGACUGCAUUGCGAAUGGAACCUAUGGCGCGCCGUUCUUCAUCACACGGUUCCGGGAGGCUCUGUUCUUCUACUCGGCGCUAUUCGACAUGCUGGAUGCGACCAUCCCCCGCGACAAUGAGGACCGGCAGCACAUCGAGCGGGAUAUCAUCGGGCGCUGUGCCUUGAAUGUCAUCGCCUGCGAGGGUGCUGAUCGGGUCGAUCGCCCAGAGACUUACAAACAAUGGCAGGUGCGGAGCCACCGGGCUGGGCUGAGGCAGCUGCCAUUGAACCCAGAGGUUGUUAAGAUUGUGAAGGAUAAGGUUAAGAACUACUACCACAAGGACUUUGUCAUCGAUGUGGAUCACCGGUGGUUGCUGCAGGGGUGGAAGGGGCGCAUACUCUAUGCCAUGUCGGCAUGGGUUGCUGCUGAGGAUGACAACUCCAAAGUUUAGCUGCUUCUCUUCACUUGAUUCCAGGGUGCUGAUAUAGAAGGUAAUACAUUUGAGGCAGGUUCAUGUUUUAUUUGAUGUUAUCAACAGAAAAAUCUAUGCCCCAGCUGCUGUGGUUCAGUCGAGUGGAUUUUCAUUCCAAGGCAGCUUGGAUGAGCUGUCAAACUUGUAUGGUAGAAAUAAGUAGAGACACAGACCAUCAGUGUCUUGUAAUGUUCAGAUGCUUAGAGAUGCGUAGGAUUUAGGUAGGGGGUUUUAGGUAUAGCUAUCGACAUGUUGCUGCA
Lolium rigidum is the source of this 2776-nucleotide messenger RNA. Its product is annotated as scarecrow-like protein 34. The record is from RefSeq and is a predicted model, not a curated record. Gene Ontology annotation, biological process: regulation of DNA-templated transcription. Gene Ontology annotation, cellular component: nucleus. The transcript has a single exon. Bases 105 to 2495 code for a protein of 796 amino acids. NCBI's taxonomy places the organism in Eukaryota, Viridiplantae, Streptophyta, Magnoliopsida, Poales, Poaceae. Gene Ontology annotation, molecular function: DNA-binding transcription factor activity; sequence-specific DNA binding.